UAAAGCAUACAACUUUCAUUUGCAUCAUUUCUCUAUCUCCUUCUCACUUUUGUUCUGUUUUCGGCCGAAAUUAUGAGUAAGGAAAACCAAUUUCCUAAAACGGAAACCUUCAUGAACAAGGAGUGGCCAUCUUAUAUUUAUGGCAUGGCAACAGGUCCAAAAUUUUUCAAUGAUCCAAUCAUGUGGGGUGCUUUAUCUGGUACUGCUUGUCACAAAAAUGGAAGUGGCAGCGGAAGUAAGUUAUCAUCAUCAUCAUCAUCACCAUCGCCUGAUAGGCUGCUUUCAAGUUCCAAUUCCAGUUCUUCAGCAGAGGAGGCUCCUGGUGCCAAUUUGUUGAAAAACAUUCCCGGAUUUAUCAGACAGGAUGUUGUGCAUGAACACCAAUCAAGUUUAUUUGUUUCAGGAUUUAGUUCUGUCCACCCGCCUGGAGAUUCUGUUUCUGAUAUUAAGGAUGGUUUUAUUCCAGUGAACUUUUUGGAGUCCUUUCCAGAAGUACACCAUGCUCAAGUUUCCGAACCGCCUUCUCCAUCUUCUUUAUCAACCACAUCAAAGUUCCCAAAUUUAACUUUGUUUUUGCCAGAACCUACCAUGAUAGAUCCAUCCACACGAGCCAUUGUUUCCAUUGGCAAAAAGAGUGAACCUACAUCGAACUUGUCUCAAGACCCUACAUACCACACGCCUCAACUUGGCCAGAUUCAGUCUCAACCGGGCAAUGAAUGGCUUAGAAUCAACCAGAGUUUGACAAAUUAUCCAUCCAAAGGUUUUAGUGACUAUUGGCUUAGCACUACCAAGACUCAGCCUAUGAAGUACUCUGGAAGGAGAUUGCAUAAUCAGCACCAAAAGGGUUCUUCUGUGUCAUCAGCCUCAUCAACUGGAAAGCUGUUCAGAGGGGUAAGGCAAAGGCAUUGGGGAAAAUGGGUUGCAGAGAUAAGGCUACCAAGAAAUAGAACAAGGGUUUGGUUAGGGACUUUCGACACUGCAGAAGAAGCUGCUAUGGCAUAUGAUACAGCGGCGUACAUAUUGCGUGGAGAAUAUGCACAUUUGAAUUUUCCAGAUCUUAAGCAUCAACUCAAGGCCAAUUCUUUGAAUGGGAACACAGCUGCACUUCUUGAAGCCAAGUUGCAAGCAAUAUCACAAGGCUUAUCUGCUAACAAAAAGUCCAAUGAUCCAUCACCAACACAGGAAAAAGUAAAAGAUUUAAACGAAAACACUGCAAAAAGAGAGUGGCAAUUUGAGGUGGAGAGCAAGGCAGGGUCCGAAGUGAAUGAGAGCAACAAGAAAAGUCAGGAGAUGCUACCCUCAGAUGUGGAUGCUGUACAGUUAAGUAGAAUGCCUUCCUUGGACAUGGAUAUGAUCUGGGAUGCUCUUUUGGUCUCAGAUUCAUGACAUCCUUCCUUUAUUUUCAUACAUUUGAAUGAAAAUAAAUGUAACUCAUAUUUUGCAGUCUUAUUUUAUUUCAUCUUGAAACUGGUAUAUUUGUAUCAGCUUUUACUAGCACAUAGUCACAUAGCUAAUCAAAACUUCCUUAUGGAACAGAACAGGCCAAUUAUUUUGGUUCAUUUCCUGUU
Messenger RNA from Theobroma cacao (cacao), 1568 nucleotides. Its product is annotated as Integrase-type DNA-binding superfamily protein. Gene Ontology annotation, molecular function: DNA binding; DNA-binding transcription factor activity. The record is from RefSeq and is a predicted model, not a curated record. Gene Ontology annotation, biological process: regulation of DNA-templated transcription. Lineage: Eukaryota; Viridiplantae; Streptophyta; Magnoliopsida; Malvales; Malvaceae.